AGAAAACGCACGAAGGAGAAUUCCAAAAGCUCCAAAAAAAAAGAAGGAAGGAGAGAGCAAAACGGGUUAGGUAAAAUCGGAAAUAAAGAAUUACAUUAUGUUGUUAAGCUAAACUCGGACGAAGAAAAUAACAACAAGAACAUCACAAAUAAGGACAAAUACAAACAUGCAAAGAAAAAAAACAAUAAAAGACGAAGCUUAUCAGUACUGGUCCCCAAUUACAAAAAAGACAUAAUAAAUAACAUCAAACUGGCUGACAAACUGUACAAGUUGACAGCAAAUAAAAGCUCAGACGAAUCGGAAGAAGACAAUCGUAGAAAGAGGAAAAACUCAAAAAGGGAAAAAAAAAAUGAAUCGAAGAACAAAAAGAACAAACAUAGGAGAAGCCUUACCUGUGGAAGUUACCACUCCGAUAGUGAGCAUAGUGUGGACAAUGUGCAAAAUAACAAGAAGGUCGACAUAAAUAUUAAUGAAAUCCAGACCAAGUACAAAAAUAAGAACAUAAAAAUUAUUUACGACGAUGGGCAUUCGAAGAGAAUCGUCGUCCGGGGGGACAAAAGGAAGGCAGGGAGGAGCGACGGGGAGGACGAAUAUGAAGGCGAAAGCGACAGCGAUGAUCAAAGCGAUGAUCAAAGCGAUGACCAAAGUGAUGACCAUAGUGAUGAUCAAAGUGAUGACCAAGGUGAUGAUCGAAGUGAUGAUCUAAGCGAUGGUGGAAGCGAACCAGAUGGUGAACGUCGAUGCGGGAGCCAAGCGGAGGACCACUCGAACGACUACAACCGACGAGCACGCAAAAAAAAAGGCAGUGGAAGAAGAAAACGCAAAGAUGAAAGCAAACCCGCAAAGAGGAAGAAAAAAAAAUGCGCCAAACGACACCCCACAACUCUGAGUGAUAGUUACUGCGAGGAAAAGAGGAAAAAAUAUAUCCAAAAGGGGAAGAGGAAAUUCUCGACUCAGAAGUUCGUAGGGUCUAGAAACAGAAAGGAGAGCAGCGAACCGAUAGACAGAAAUUACAGAGCAGGUAAAAACUAUGAGCAAAGGGAAAAGAAGGACUACUACCCUAACAUGUAUGAAAGAGAAAAUAGUGAAAAUAGAAAUAAAGAAAAAAACAAAAAUAUAGAUAAAUACAAAAAUAUAGACAAAUACAAAAAUAUAGACAAAUACAAAAAUAUAAACAAAAACCAAAACACGUUUGAAGAUGUAGAAGUCUUUGAUCCAUGCAUUGACAGAAGCAGAAAAACGAUGACGUACCAAGCUUUAAGCACAAGGAGUGACCAAGUGAAAAAUAACUUUUUCCUCAACAUUAAGGACAUAAUUUUCAAGUUGCAUCUGAACUUACAGAACAUUAAAGAAAUUCUAAAAAACAAAAAUGAUUAUAUAACGAGUUUGCUAGACUCAUCCUACAGAAAUAUUAUUGAAAAUGUGAAACGCAACGCAAUAAAACAGGACAAUUUUUACAGGAUAAUUUUUCACGACUUGUUUAAUUUAUUAAAUGAAUUUAUCAUGGUGGAUGAUUAUACAAAGAAGUUUUUCUUCAGCAUCGAGACGGAGGUUAGGCAGAGGUGCUUGGAAAAUAUUAAGAACGAGUUUUACAAUUUUAUCAAUAGGUACUUGCCCUCGGGGGAAAGGAGAAGUGUGUACAGCCCCAGCAGGGAUACGAACGAAUUGAAUCCGCAGGACAUGUACAAGCGUAUCAUGGACAUGCACGAAUCUGCCAACAAGCGGAAGAAUCUCUACUCUACUCUGGCCUCGUACAACAAUGGGGGGGGGCCGACCGGAAGUGGGAACCCUGGAAGCUGCUUCACCGGGAGUGGCUUUCCUGGGAGUGGACUAACCGGCGAAUACCAGGCCCACCCCGACGUGCAGAGCAUCUUGCACCUGAACAGCCUACAACAGAUCGAAGGUGGUAGAACCGAGCUGGCCAAAAUCGACGCCAUGGGAAACGACCUCUCACUUAAAGUAAAAAAGGCAAGCAUCUUCCAAAACGUAAGCGAGCAGGAAGAUGUCGUAGACUAUUUAAAAGGAGUUGUAAAAAGCGAAAAGGAAAAAAACAUAAAAUUGGAGUUGCAGUAUGAUGAAUUGAAACAAAAAUAUGAUCUCUUGAAGAAGAAAAGGGAAGAAGACGUCACCAAGGAAGUCAAUAUGUCCAAAAGUAACGCAGAUGAAGAAGAUAAUUUUUUUAAGAAAUUUUAUCAGAGUCAGUCAUUUAUCAAAUUGGAGGAAAAAAAACUGGAGGACUCAUCCAAGAGGAUCGUCGACGAAAAUGUGAGACUCACCAGGAUGAAGGAAAUGAACGAGAACAGCAAACGGGAAAUAGAGAAAGACAUGCACGACAUCGAGGUUAAGAAAAAAGAAAUCGAAAAGGACAAGGACGAUAUAGAAAUUAAAAAAAAGGAGAUCGAACUUGCAAACGAGCAGAUAAGCAACCAAAACAAACAAUUAGAAGACGAACAGGACAUACUAAAUCGGAGGAAAAAAGAACUUGAGGAGGAAAACUCCAUGCUAGAUAACACCAAAAGGGAGGUGGAUGAACAGAAUGAUUUGAUAAAGGAGAAAAAGAGGGAGCUGGACGAGCUGAACAAGUUAUUGGGAGAAAGGCAGAAGCUUGUGGAGGAGGUAGACAACACACUGCGCCAGAAACAGAAGGAAGUUGACGACAUAGAUGCGCUGCUAAACGAGAAACAAAGCACCAUGCAGAGAAAGUGCACCUUAAUGGAAAGAGAAAGCCUAAAUCAUAUGAAGGAAGAAGAGGACGCUUUGGAGAAAAGAAAUAAUCAGUUGAAGAGUGGAAGCACCCAAAUGAAGGCUAACGAGGCGGAGAAUGACAUACACAACGAUGAUCCAAAUCAGGAACAUGACAGUGGGGACGACCACCACAAAAGAGAAAACGAAGAAAGCAACGCAUUCUAUAUGCAAAAUGAUAACCCUAGUUAUACACCCAGCGGGGGGGCUAUCACGGAUAAGCAUGGCACUCUCACUUUAGAAAAAUCGUUAACACGAAUUGUGGAAAACGAAACAAGACGGAACGACAUGCAUAUCGAAGGGGACUCCAAACGAAGCAGCGUUUUGUCUUAUUUAGGGAACACGAAAUUUUCUCUGAAGGAUGCUUCCAAAAGGGAUAGCAACAUGUCGCAAAUAAAUGGUACCCGCCAAAAUGAUAAACUUGUGCUAAAUGAUAAAAACGUGCUAAUGAUGAAAAAUGAAAUUGUGGAAAGGGAAAAGGCCCUUUUAAGUAGAGAGGAAAAGCUCAAUGAAGAAAAAGAACAAAUUGCCCAGCAGAUGAACCAACUUAGCAUCUUAAGGGAUAACAUUUCGAGCAAAACGGAGGCACUGCGUAUAUGGGAAGAGGAACUAAAAAGGAAAGAAUUACACAUACUAGGCAUGCAAAAAGAAGGAGACGGUACACAGCGGGAGGGACAACCAAAUGUCCCUUCAAAGAGAACCAACUCUCUCUUCUGUAACGCAGAAGAAACGAACAGUUUGGGUGAAAAUUCAAAGCAGCAUUUCGAGCUAGCACAUUGCGGAAAUGACUCUAAUGAAGGAAUCGCAAAUCAUCAAAUGGGUCACGUGGGAAUAUCUCAACCUGAAAUCGAUCAUAAGAGGACCAACCAACCGUAUGACGAAGCUCAAUUAAACGAAUCCCUACAAAAAGGGGAUAGCACAUAUUUGAAAAGUACCAAUUCUUCACAGGGGAAAAAUAUCAACGACAGUUCUUCCAACCUGUGUGGAACUUCUCCCCCAGCAGGUGAUAACUUAGACGCAAUAAAAAGCAACCUAAACGACUGUUUGGAUGAAAUAGCUAAGUACAAACUUUUGCUAAAAAGUAGAGACGAAGAAAUUUGUUCAUUAAAGACACAACUGGGAAGGCAACAAGGUGAAGCCAGCUGGAACGGAGAUGCUACAAAAGAGGGAAACAACUCGGGGGAUAAUUCAAAAAUGGGGGAUUCUCUUUGCAAUACGGGUAAUGCGGCAGAAGGGAUAAAUGGGCAAACUGGUUUUUCUUCCCUGUCGGGUGAUUCGGGUAACACGGCCAUGGGUUCUUUGAAGCAGUCAGCCGAGUUUUCAGGCCCCGCGCCUGAACAGAGUAAGGUAUGCACCGAAAGAAUUCGCAGCAAAGCGCACGAGGGAAUAGCGGAGCAACCCAACGUAACGCUUUCGUGUAGACGCGCGAGUGGGUACAGAAGUACUCAUGCACCAAGACGCAGUUGCUUACAUGUAGUUGCCUACCCGUAUGUGCCAAAACAAAGGUGGCUCAUAAAUAUUGACGAAAGGGGAGUAAAGUAG
Plasmodium cynomolgi strain B is the source of this 4284-nucleotide messenger RNA. RefSeq lists its product as hypothetical. The record is from RefSeq and is a predicted model, not a curated record. The annotation marks the transcript as partial. NCBI's taxonomy places the organism in Eukaryota, Apicomplexa, Aconoidasida, Haemosporida, Plasmodiidae. The transcript has a single exon.